This is a messenger RNA of Maniola jurtina (meadow brown), 12827 nucleotides long. RefSeq names its product apolipophorins (gene Apoltp). The coding region runs from base 231 to 12722 and encodes 4163 amino acids. Lineage: Eukaryota; Metazoa; Arthropoda; Insecta; Lepidoptera; Nymphalidae. The transcript is spliced from 69 exons. The record is from RefSeq and is a predicted model, not a curated record. Gene Ontology annotation, molecular function: lipid carrier activity. Gene Ontology annotation, biological process: lipid transport.
UCGCUUCCCGGUCCCUGUAAUACGUCGAAGCGGGCACUUAUCGGAACGAUGUUUGACCAAACAUCAUUCAAUACAAAUUAUAAAACUUCAUUGGACCGUGUUCAGUUAAAGAUAAAUAGCGAUAAUAUUAUUUACUUUGACCCUAACGACCCCCGAUAUUGAGCGUUUUCGUCAUUUGAUCAGUGUCGUGCAAAACGCUAACUCGAAUCAUGGUCUGAUUGACCGACAAAAUGAAUUGGUGUGUGAUUUUUGUGUGUUUGUGCAUUGCUAGUGUACGUGCAUCAGGAAAUUCACUCAAGGAUCCGUACAUUUGUGGGCAUCCAACAUGCGCACAAUCCGCAAAAUUUAAGUAUUUAACACAAGUCAUAUACCAUUAUGAAUAUAAAACUAAGGUAGAAACCUAUUUCGCUGGAUCCAGUAAUAAUCGGUCUACACUAGAUAUCAAAGCAAGAGUUACACUACAGUUCAUAAAACCUUGUGAGGGACUCCUGCAGUUGAGCGAUGUCACACUGAUAGACCAAGAUGAGAACUACCCAGUUGAGCGAGCUGAAAAGUUUAUACACGCUAUUGCCUUAUAUGACCUCAGGUUUUCUUUUCACGAUGGCAUCAUAUCAGAGAUAUGCCCGGAAGAGAGUGAAGAAGACUGGGUGCUCAACUACAAGCGAGCUAUACUAUCACUGUUUCAGAAUAGCAUGAAAAGAUUUGAUAUCAACUUUAAAGGUGUUGAGCAAGAUAUCCACGGCACAUGCAAUGUAGACUACAUAGUGCGAGGGCAGGAGAACACGAGCCUCUUGCUAGUGAAGACGCGCGACCUUUCACAAUGCACGGACAGAUAUAAAUACAUGUCCAUACUGCAGACUGUGCGCUACGACUUCCAGAGUAAAUUCCAAACAUGGCCGGUCCUGAAAUCGGAAAGCAAAUGUGUCAUAUCAGUGGACCAUCACAUUUACAAGUCUGUAAACUGUCGAGAACGACAUUUAUUCGAGCCUUUUUCGGGCAAAAAUUCUGGCGGUAUGACCACGGUCAUACAAGAUCUUACGCUCGUGGAAGAAGUUAAUAAAACUGGCUCUGACUCUAUGGAUGCUGAUAAUAAAGCUUGGACUGCUAUCGAAAGACGUUCUAACAUCCUACAUCAUCACUCGCCAUACGGAAGAUCUGAUACGGGCGAAUUGAAGUCAGCAAGAGAUGUUUUGAAGCUACUUUGCCUAGUAAAGCACAGCUCAGAUGAUGAGAUAUCAACGGUAGACGAGAACAUGGACAGUGGCUCUAUAGUAGGGCUUUGGGGCAGGUUGGUGCGCUCCGCGAGGAAACUGCACCAUCCAGCGCUAGCCCAGCUGCUUGCUAGGGCUCCCACUAUUUGUCCUACAGCUUCCAAGCACAUUCUAGACGCGCUACCCUACAUAGCAAGUCCUGGAUCAGUGGAGUUAAUAAAAAACAUGAUCCUCAACAAUGAAGCAGACCAAGACACUAGGCACGAAUGGCUGAUGUCUAUGGCGAUGAUUCCACGGCCAAAGCUGGACAUGUUGAAGAGCAUGCUGGAGUUACUACAAAAGCAGAAGAAUGACAAGGUGGUCAGUUUCACCGUCUCAUCCAUGACGCAUUCCUAUUGUAAACACCACGGAAAAUCAUUACGGGAAUGUUGUGAAGAAGAAGUCCCAAAGCAAAUCCUCGAAGAGUUCCAGAACGUUGUUAGUGAUAUCAUCAGCAGAGGAGUUGUAAAUGCUCAAAGGCAAGACAGAGACAAUCUCGUAAUAGCCAUCAAAGCCUUAGGCAACAUUGGCGGUUUCAAACAGGAAUUCGCGGAUGUCCUAAUGAAUUUGAUAGGAGACUCAUUGAUAUCUGUGCCCAUCAGAUUAACGGCCAUUGAUGCUUUUCGGAGAACGCCUUGUAUUGAAACACGAGAAUACUUUCUAGAAACGUACAGAGAAGAUUUAAUCGAUGUUGAAAUUCGGAUCGCGUCCUAUCUCCAAGUGAUGAGAUGCCCCAACUUAAGCACUAUCCGAAAAAUAUUCCACGCUCUACGUCACGAGCCUGUUAACCAAGCUGCCACAUUUGUAUGGAGUCACUUGAACAACCUUGGCCACUCGUCACUGCCAUCUCGGGUGGAAAUCCAGGGUCUGCUGUCCGGGAAUACAAUGCCACAACUCGAGGAUAAUCCAGACUUUAGGAUGUUUUCCCGGAACUAUGAGCAGAGUGUUUUCUUCGAUCAGUAUAAUGCCGGUGGUAAUUACGAAGCAAACGUUAUAUUCUCGCCGGACUCUUAUAUUCCAAGGGCUUUGUCUCUCAACUUGACUAUCGACAUGUUUGGCGAAUCCAUCAAUUUGUUAGAGAUCAAAGCUCGCGGGGAAGGUUUCGAAAAAUACUUCGAAAAUCUGUUCGGAAACCAAGGACCCUUGAAUAAGAACAAAGUGAACGAGAGAAUAAACAAGCUGCGAUUCUUCCGAUCGACCAACGAAGCGGACGAAGUGCGGGAUAAAGUAGACGAUCUUGGAUACAAAAACAAUGCUCUAAAGCACCGUUUUCCUAUGGCAGAACUUGGGUUUAAGGUUUUCGGUAACGAAAUAUCGUUCUGGAGCGCGGAAGGGGAUGAAGAAAUACGAAAAUCUUUGGAGAGAUUGAACCCUAAGUUGAGGAUUUUGGAGAUUCUAUCCGGAAAGGAAAUAUCAUACAACAAAGCGUCCCUAUUCCUCGACACAACGUUUUCCGUGCCAACUGGUUCAGGAUUGCCGCUCAACUUGAACCUCAUGGGCACCAGUUAUGUGGACACCAAAAUGUCUGGCACAGUCAUUGACAAGUACGCGAAGUCGGGUAACUUGGACUUUGAAGGGAAAAUAAGACCUAGCGUUGCAGUCAAUAUAGCGGCCACAAUGAGCGUAACAGCCGGCGCGUUAGCCUCGAGCGGCAUCAGACUAUCUUCCCGCCUGUACACGGCCACAUCGCUCGCCGCCAAGCUGUCCGUGCGGGGGCUCGACGAGCUGAAGCUUGACCUGUCGCUGCCCAGGGACAAGCAAGAAAUAUUUGCUGCCAAGUCAGAGCUGUUAAUCCUUCACGGGGAUGAAGAGUUGCCUCAACAAGGAGUAAACAAGAACAGAAUAGAACAGAACACUUGCAGUUGGAGCACGUUCGACAAAGCUAUUGGCAUCAAAGUGUGUGCAGCAUAUCAGUUCCCGAACAUGACAAACCUCCGAGACGCGCCAUAUUUCUUACUGAGCGGACCGGCUAAAUACAUUAUCUCUCUGGAAAAGGCCGAUCCCUCGGCCAAAACCUACGCCUUCCGUUACAAAUGGGACCGGAAUGAGACUACCAAUCUUGUAGAUUUCUCCUUUGACACGCCAAAUAGCAAGGAGAAACGUAUGUUCAACGCACGUCUCUUACUGUCAAACACAACAAGCACUGCAUCCCUUACACUGCAAUCCUCAGAAAGCAUAAUAAAAGCCAAUGCCUUGUACCGCAACAUUCCCUAUGAUAAGUGUAUAUCGGCAAGCUUGGAUGUAGACGGGAAGAAACAGUUCGAUACUGUCAUGUCAUUAAAGAGACAUGAUGUGAAGUAUGGACACGUUUGGCUUCCCCAUGCCUAUUGGAUUGUUAAUGAUGAGAAGAUUGCUGAAUUAUCUGGAAGCCUAAAAGUAAAAUCUAAAGGUGGCGUCACACAAUGGGAUAUAGCAGCCGAUUUUCAAACAAAGCAGCUAGCCAGUCGAAUGAUAGGCUAUUACACUGUGAACGGUCCUACUCACGGUACUCAACUACAUUUGGACUACCAAUUCUAUGGAAAUCCGAAACAAACUAUAAAAAUCGAGGGUUUAUACAGCGAGAGACCAAUGUCUUACAGACACGACUUGUACGGAGAAUUGUCUAUGGAAUUCACGGCAUAUCCAAUGUAUAAUUUCUACUCCAUACUUAGGAAUGUGAAAACUCAGAGUCACGUCGAUAUAGCUUUCAACGUGAGCGCUUCCAAGGAACAACGAAGUGACCCGGCUUUCACGUUUGUAUUCAAACGUAUUGAUAAGCUGAAUGGUUUGAAAGUGGACACCCACUUGGUAUUAAAGAGACCCAAACCGAUACUUAUGAAGUUCCAAUAUGACCAGACAGGGCCUAAAUACUCAGCAUUGGCGCUCCUGAACUUCAACCCUAAAUCCCGAGAGAUUUUUGUAUCGGGCUAUGUGUUCGCUCCUCCCGGCACGCAGUUGUAUAUGGACGCAGAACUUAACGUCACACUGCCGACCCUACACCCCUGCGAGCUAAAGGCGAAGUUACACGAAAAACGACCUAAUGAGUUUCAGGUUAACGCAAUGGGUAUAUGGUUUACGGGCGUGGAUUUCAACAUUGACGCGGUAUACCAAGAUCAGUCUAAGACCAACCUGGCGUCGCAUCGUCUUAAGGCGUUGAUCAACAGCAGCCACUUCAAAGACAUCGCAGUCGAUGCCAAGUUUACUCAGGACAACCGGCAAAUCACUUUCAUUGCUGAGGGUGAAUAUAAUGAAGAUACGUACAAAGCACUUGUUCGAUACUUACUGUUGUCGGAUCAAAAUUUCACGGCAUAUGGCGAAAUAGACAUCAGUGGCAAAGCGUACAGUUUGAACCUCAACGCAGAUCUCAAUAACAACACUAACAUCGACAUGGACAUACAUUUUGACCAACUCCGCGACGUCCACUUAUCGUACCAACGCUCGGUAACACCUCGUCAGAAACGAUUGAGUGCUUCGUUGAACUGGGAUGCCAACAGAGACCCCUCUCAGAAGCUCAGCAUAGACGCCAAGUUAGACCACAAGGGGGCAUGGCAUCAUGGCGGCCACGUCACUUUACAUUACCCUGGAAGAGUUGUCAACGGAGAGUUUGAUUUCUUAUUGAAAGAUUGGUUCUGUGAAUGGAUGGUCCGGAUGGGCUGGGCGAGUCAAACGUCAAUAAUGUGGCGAGUGAAAGCUUACUCCGAGGUUCAGGAUCAAACCGUAUACGCCUUACUGUCCAGCCUCAGCACGCCUUUCCCGUUCUGGGAGGACACAAGUUUCAAUCUUAUGUGGCGAUACAAAGACAACAUGCAAGCUGUCAACGGCAGUAUGAACUGGCAGGACAAUUUCCUCGCGUUCCAUCUUCUAGCGGAUUAUCUGUUCACGACUACCAAGUUCUACGGAGAAAUCAACGCCUCUGUUAACUCCACCAUACCCACCUUACCGAGGGCGGCUGCUAUUGCAAAACAUACGGUCGUUUGGAAGAAAAGUGCUGAUACUUUGCUGAGUUUUCAGUAUAAUGAAGACGGCUUACUUAUGAUUAAUUCUUCCUGGGCAAUACAUAAAGGACUGAAUGAGAACAACGUUACUGGAAGAGUAGUCCUGCUUACACCCUUCCCAGGCUACACAAAAGGAUUUUUGCAAACUGAAUUUAUGUUUGGCCAUAAGAGAGACAUAAAAGGUGUAACACAUCUAGAUUUGGAAGAAAAGGUUAUGAAGAUCUAUGUUGACGGUCACAUGCGACGCAUCACAAAUUGUAUGCUAGUGGUAAAUGUGACGAGUCCAAUCCCGCAGUUCUCGCAAACGACGGCUCGAUUCGGCUUUGUGGAGCACGACAGACAUCUGGUGGCCAUGAUUGUCACACCCAACUCUACUACUGGUAUUGAAGUACUAUUAAAAUUAUUAUCGCUUCAAGAUUUCCAAAUAUUUGGUCACGUGGCGUUGCCCCUACAAUACCUCAAUAGAGCUAUGAUAACUGCCAAACGAGCUCCCGAAGAAGUGGACUUCAGAGUGGGUUGGGGCUCAAUGGACUUUGGUUUCACGGGCAUCUGGCAAUGGAAAUCCCUACUCGACUUCGUAUAUGUUUACAAGCUUUACACGCCGCUUGAUGGCUUUGAGGAAAACGGUCUUGUUCUUAAAAAUAUAUACAAGAAAGGACUUGACACAGAGCUGUCUAUUCGACUUUCUAAACAUAAGUUCGGUAUAGCCAUCCUGCUCGUGGACAAUGGCAAAGGUCUGCUGGAUGUUAUAAAUGACCACUUGCAACACAAGCCUAGCAACCCGAACGUAUUCGUGGAAAACUUUGACACCGAAGCGAGCGUGACUUUGGACACAUUGUACUACCCUACCAUCACCUUCCACGCUCAUAUGAUGAAGUUUGACGGUCCGGAUGAAGAGAAUAUAUUGGAAGCGAACGCUACUUUACACCUGCCAGAUAAAACACCUAUUGUUUUGACAGACGUUUUUAUACUAGAGUCGUACACGGUAAUGCAGAACACCCUAAACCUGGUCACACCAUUCCAAGCUGUGCAGCAGUUGAAGUCUGUGUAUACGGUGGAUAUCUCUAUCGGCGAGAAGUUCAACGUGACUUGCGUCGCUUUGCUGUACAAUGGCACUUAUUGGCAUGAGAUAUCAUAUAAGAUCUACUACGAGACAGAAAAGGGCGAAGAUGACGCAUAUCUAUCGUACCUCGCGUCCGUCGGUAUCGCAACUCCCCUGGCCGUGUUACCCGCACUUGAAGCGCGCGUGUCCGCAAGAUUGGAGGAUGCAUUGUGGAAACUAGCCGCUGACAUUGCUAUGCCUUCGUUCACUGUUACUGCACUUGCUAGGCUUGAACUGGACGACCCAUUCGUAGAAACCUCUGGAAGCUUAAACCUAACCUCUGCAUACUUAGAAGACUACUUCAUAAAGAUGGAGUUUAAGAAAGAUUUCUCAGAUGUGGAAAAUGUGGUCAGCGGUGGCAUACAAAUUCAACAAGGCAAUGAAAACAACUAUAUCUUCGCGGACGCAGUAUGGCGCCCGCCGCCAAACCGCCACAUCCGGUUCAAAGCGCGAGGCGCAUUAGUUCCCGUACUCUCACCGGCGGAACUUGCAUUUUUGUUCAGCGACGAGGAUCGCCACCGGACCUUGACAGUUGAUUUCAAUACCGAGAACGAUUAUUAUUCGCUGAAGGCUGACCAGUGGCCGGCUUCGCUGAGUGUGGCCCUCAGCAGCCCUCAUAGAGGUUUUAGAGCAAUGAAAAUUAUCGGAGAAUUUGACGGCGACGAUAUUCGCGGAUCUUUCGUAAGAGAAGCGGCCGAGUAUAGCAUCACAGGAAAAGUUCUGAACCGGGAUCCACUGGAGCUAACCCUUACCCUAGUGCCAAAAGGUCAAGGUCAGCAAGUGACGAUCCGAGCGAAGUGCGAGACGUCCCCAACAGUGUACGCCGUCACCGCGCACAUCGUGGGCUCAGUGGAACUGACGAUGCGCUCCAAAAUUGAGAUGGAACAGAACUUUACUGACGUCUACUUUAAGGUGGAUAUGCCUCAAGUGAAGACCAAGGAAAUGUACUUCAAGUCCCGCGUGGACAUGUAUCCCGAACUACGGCGAGUGGUAACCGUGCAGGCGGUCACGCCGCUAGAGAAGUUCCCCUAUUUGAAAGGAGACACUGAUUUUGUAUUUGGACCGAAAAGUGGAUAUCUACUGUGCAAGUACGCAUUACCGAAAAUGAAAGGCGACGGGGAUCUUAAAUGGAGUUUCCUUCUUGGAGAUUUGUAUAUCAAAGCAAUAGGACAGCAACUCGUCGAAACAAUACAAAGAAGUGUAGACCUGGACAUAUACUUCGGUAACAACACUGAGCCCGACGGACUUCCGAAGACCAACGCCGGAUUUAGGAUGGAUUUAGACCGUGUUUGGCAAAUCGGCGCAAACGCAUCGUUUGGCAUCAUAAUGCAACAACGUUUAAACUUGGUAAUUAACGCGAUACUGCCGAAGCCGAACGUAGAUGUACACACGCUAUACAUUGAUGGUACAAUGGGCAAUCCAGACAAACCUGUACAAUCACUGGAGGCAUUGUACCGUACUGAUGUCACCAAGAUACGCGCCGGCAUCAAGGGGCAGAUGCUGACAUUUGGUGAAAGUUUCGACGCUAACUCGACGAUAACCUGGACGGCCAACUCCAAAUACAACGACAUAGACAACAUAGUGUCGUACAAAUGGGACGUGAACGGCUCCAAAUACAUAGACUACACGUUGAAUACGCCGCUGUAUGAAGAGGAACCGACUUUAACUCUCAAAGGAUCGUAUCAAAAGGACAUGGUACAUGGAUAUCAAGUUGUCAAAGGUCGCAUGCACCGGCCUGGCAGUUGUGAAAUAGGGGAUAUAGACGUGCGCUAUGGAGGGUUCAAGCACACGGACGGACACUUUAACGUCUCCACACCCUUCCACACUCUGCCCUGGCUCAAAUCUAUAUUCGAUAUAAACAACGUUGACGAGAAUUCCGACAACCGAGUAGACUUGUUCUGGCCGAACAAAACAGCAACCAUCAAUACAACACACAUUUACACUAAACACGGCAAAGGCUUCACACAAAACGGCACCAUCGCUCUCUCCAUACCAGUCAACACCAACCAACAUCUAAUCAACUCAGAAUAUUACUAUUUAGAGGAAGAAAAGUUCAGUAACGGAAACGCUGUAAUAGAUUUUGAUAAGGAAAGAUUCGUUAAAGUUAUGUUUGACAAAGUCUUGACUAAAAGUGAGAGGAAUUUGGAUCUGGCUACGAUGAAUAUUCAAGUAGAAAACGUUCAUACUCCUAUUGGUAUUAAAUAUAUUCAGGAGUAUGAUGGCACGGGGAGUAUUGACGUCAAACAAGCAACUCUAUUCCACCUUCACAACACGUCUAUACUCAAUGUGACAGGAAAACUCGACAUCCACACCUACGCCAUCGGCAAGAAGAUGAAAUUCACCGCGAUCCACGGGAGUCGAACAUGGACCUUCGAUAACACUUACGAAGCCGUAGAUAAGGACCUGAAGCAGGGCAGCAAAAUCACUUGGGCAGAGGAUGUGUGGCUGGGAUACGAUAUUCAUGUCACCAAUUUGACAGUAGCUGAUACAGAAUCCCAACAAAUCAUAAUGGACGUCCGUUACCCUCUCCGUAUAUUCCGAGUGACCGCAUUGUAUCGCUUGCAAGACGCUCUGUUGGACGGCACCGCACAUUUGCUGUGGAACGUGAGAGACGAGAAUAAAACCGCCGAACUGAGGGGCAAGUGGGAAAACCCGCCAUACGUCGAAGGAAACUUGCACGAUGUAUAUCUUGCUCUGUCACAUCCUUCUUUUAGGAAGGAUGUAACAUUGAGAGGACAAUACCUAACCACACCAUCAGUAAUGAUGAACUUAUCCAUGGAACUCCAAUAUUCGGACUACGAAAAUGAAUAUCUGAAAUUGAAGUCCAUUUUAACGGACAACUCCAACGGGCCAGUCAGAGAUUACAAAUUCGCUCUCAAAUGUAUCCAUCCUUCGACCAAUUUGGACUUGGAUAUGAAAUCGGACAUACACAUCCACAGUCGUUGGUAUUAUUUGAGCAAUUACUACAGGUUCCAGAAGUCACUUUUCUAUGAAAAAUUGAGGAGCACUAAAUUUUUGGUCGAUUUGGAGAAGGAUUUGAUUAAUUGGGAGCGCGUGAACGAAACCUACUUCUACAAAGUAAACGGUACCUGGAAACUUGUAUACCCGCGAUACCAACUCGAAGGGAUCGUGCUAAGACCCAACGCUAACGACACAAUGUUUGCUGAACUAUCCAUGCUCGAUAAAGCUAUUAAGGCGCAUUAUAAUAGCUCAGAUGAUAUUUCAUAUCACAUGAUAGGAAAAAUCAUUGACACUCGCUCGGCACGUCUCGACGCGUGGCGGCAUUAUGAUGACGUCACAACCGUUGAUAUAGCCUCCUACGUACGCUUGAACCAUUCCCGCUUACUCACCAGCGCAUUCAUGUGGCGACCGGAGAUAUUCAGCGAAAUCAAAUCCUCCGCGCUUUAUGGUGUAAAGGUUUUCUACAGUCAAAUUAACGAUACCCUGGUUAUCAUCAAAGAAGCGCCAAUGGAAGCGCAUCAAGCGUUAAGGAACAUUUGGAGCGACGCCAAGCCUAGGGUCAGAGAUUUCUUAGACGACCUUAACGACUUGCACGUAAUAAAAGAUGAUUUGGAUGACUUCGAACUGUUCUUAAACGAAUCUUACGAUCACAACGAUUUCUAUGUUAAGGAUAUCGUCGAAUUCACUUACUACGUACUAGACGAAAUGGCGAUUAGAAAUCAUUUGGAGAGUUUGCCAGGCUUCGUUAACGAUAUGUGGGGAAUGAUGGGAAACACGAGUCAAUCUAUAAAACAGAGUUUGACGUUCGUCGUCGAUUCCAUUAAGAACGCAUACUCAAACUUGCUGGAAUCCAUGAACAAAGUUUUGGAAGCGGAUUUAAUGGAAAUGGUGUCCGAUAAAUUGGAAUCCAUGAUACUCCAGUACGACAACUUCGUGCGAGAUUUGCACAUGAAGUUUUUGGAAUAUUGGGAGGAAACCUGGGUUAAUGCGACAACGAAAUUCGCGAAGUAUUGGCAUGACUUGUUAAAAUCCAUAGAGCCGUUGUUCUUCAAGAUGUUGCAUUAUACGGAGGCGUUCGUGGUGACGAUAUGGCAGGGCGUUAUGGACUUCUUCCAUGAGCGAACGCACGAGUUGACUGACACACCGUACUUUAAUUACGUGUCUACGUUUGGGCAUGAAAUGGAUCGAAUAUACAAAGACCUCGUAAACAAUGACAUAAUAACAAACAUAAAGAAGUACACAAAGAAACUAUGGAACGUGAUUUGGAACAAGGUGGAGAAGUACAUCCCAUUCACGGACGAGUUCAAACAACUCUACAAUGAGUUCCGAAACGCCUGGGAGAACUUCCUCAAGACCCCGCAAGUUGUUUAUGUUAUUGAAAAGUACAACGAAGCGUACGUGCGUCUAAAAUGGUGGUACGAUUACUUCUUGAUCGGCGAAGCGUUGAACAACGUGUGGGAGAUUAUUUACGCCAAAGUCACCGAUAUGGCCAAAACCGCCCUGCAGUAUGAGGAACUACACCGCACACCAAAAACGAACUUCAUAUUCGAUCCUCACAAGGGCGAAAUCCUGCUUGAGCAAAAGUUGCCAAUGUCCUGGCAUGCCUUCAAUCAGACGCCGGACUUCAGCGAAAUAUCUGAGUACAGAAUGGUCAGAGACUUUAUGGACGAAUGGCUGAUUAGCAAUAGGAGUAUCUGGUAUUAUUACUACGAAAUACGACCUUAUUUGGACUUCAAUAACGUAAUGCCUCCAUUUGCUGGUAUGGCCAUGAUGACCGGACAAGGUACCCUGGUGACGUUCGACAAGCAAGUCUUCACCAUAUCAGAACCAGGCACAUUCUUACUCACUAAGGACUACAGGCAGAACAACUUCACCGUCCUCAUGGAGAGUAAUGACCAGGGAAAAUAUGAUCUGGUGGUGCUGACGAAGAAGAAUCUUAUUUUUAUUGACUUGUAUAAAGAGCAAGUAUCGCUGGGAAGAGGAACACCCCUAAAUCUACCGGCUGUCAUUGACGAGCUGAUAGUUGACAGACAAACUGACACGCUUACUGUACAAACACAGAAUGGCUUGCAAAUUGAGUGCAAUCUGCUGUUCCGCACUUGCAAAGUGGAGGUCACAGGGUGGUACUACGCAAGUCUGGGAGGUCUCCUCGGGACAUACAACAACGAGCAAUUCGACGAGCGGCAGCUACCCAACGGCACUAUAGAUACGAACGUCACUCGUCUCGCCCACGCGUGGGCAAUACGCAGCGUGGAUGUCAAAACGCCUCCGCCGCGAACUAAUAACACAACUUGUGAUAAAUUCUUCAGGAAUAAAGUAUCUCCUUUACAUCCUUGUUUCUCUUUGAUUGAUGCUCUGCCCUUCUACGAAGAAUGCGAGAAGGGCGUAGAGGCGUGCGCGCUCGCCAACGCUUACCUCGAACUGUGCUCUCAACAACACGUGCCCACGCAUAUACCGGACCAUUGCGUGCAGUGCGUAACACCCAGUGGCGAUUUAGUAGAAGAGGGUGCAUUCCUUCAACUGGAGAACAUUCCAGAAUCUAUGGACGUAGUGUUCGUGGUUGAAGCGCAGUAUUGCAACAAGAACAUACGCAAGACGAAGAAUAUCGACCUGUUCGUCGAUACUUUGGACAGCAAGCUGCAAGGGAACGGAUUUUCUGACAACAGAUACGCCGUGGUGGUGUACGGUGGCAGCGGCGUGUACCGGCGCGCGCGCGCACUCUACGUCGACAACAAGCUGUUCACCGAAGCCGUCGAGAUCCCCAGGCAUUUCGAGGCUUUCGAGAUUGACAAGAGUUCGCUGGUUAAAAGUAACAAGACAGUGGGCGGAGAUGCAUUACGAGCGCUUCGCUUCGUUUCUACGCUACCGCUGCGUGCGGGCGCGCCGCGCGCCAUCGUUCUACUGCCUUGCACUAAAUGCGACGCUACACUCAGCUCCCUGGAUUACUCCACAAUCUACCACAACUUGAUGGAGAACUCUAUAACGCUGCAUAUCCUCAUGGACGACGACUUCUCACUCUCCAAGAAAAGAGUUGCCAAAUACCUCUUUGGCUUGGACAACUACUUGGCGUACACGAACAAAGACUACGAGAGGCUUGUGGGCGACGCCGGCUUGCGGAAGCAAGUGAGGCUGCCUAAGGACAAACUUGGACUUUGCACGUCACUCUCGUUGGAAACCAACGGUACAAUAUGGGCGGGCUCGAAGCUGGAAGGCGACCGCGGCGCGGCGCGGCGCUUCGCGACGGUGGCGGGCGGCCGCAUCGCGGGCUCGUCCUCCAUGUGCGCGUCGCAGCGCUGCGAGUGCCGCAGUGCCACGCUGCACUGCCGCCCGUGCGCCAACCACGACCCCUUGGAGCUUUCGUUCUGGAACUCGGACGACAUCGACGAACUAAUAGACAUGGCGAUGGACCCGCCCAACCUGCCAUCGUUUAGAUGAUAAUGUAAUUGACUAGAAUAACUACUUAAGGAUUAUUUAGUAUUAGUGCGUAAAUUAUUACAAUUACUGUUUUGCUGAGAUGCCAUUAAAUAUUUUUGUAAAUUA